Messenger RNA from Penaeus chinensis, 761 nucleotides. RefSeq lists its product as uncharacterized. NCBI's taxonomy places the organism in Eukaryota, Metazoa, Arthropoda, Malacostraca, Decapoda, Penaeidae. The coding region runs from base 32 to 412 and encodes 126 amino acids. Gene Ontology annotation, biological process: multicellular organism development; cell differentiation. The transcript is spliced from 4 exons. Gene Ontology annotation, molecular function: protein binding. The record is from RefSeq and is a predicted model, not a curated record.
UACUGACAGAAUUAAAAGAUUUCCCCAAAAGAUGACGCAGCGCUGGACUCCCCCAAGCAAACAACCGCAAAAUGUCCCUGGAAAAUCCUUUAUAAACAGAAUCCAAGCCUGUUCCAUGCGCACUCGUCUCCAGGUAUUUGCUAGAAGCUCAUCCGCACCUUCGGCUCGGGUCCUCGUUUCCAGCAACAUGGCAAGAAUCUCCCUCGCACUCGGAUUGCUGCUCGUGGUGGCGCUGGCGGCGACAACAGAGGCCGGCCCAGCAAGGCCUUCCCACGGGUCUCGGGACUGUCCGCAAAUCUGCACGCUUGAGUUCAACCCCGUCUGUGGGAGUGACGGCCAGGAAUAUUCCAACCCCUGCAAUCUGGAGGUGGCCAAGUGCUCGAACCCCGGACUUAGACAGGUGCCAUGUUAAAUGUAUCGAACGUGGAUCAAGCUGACUCCCAUUUCACUUUCGCCGUUCUCUCUCUCUCUCUCUUUUCUUUCUAUUUCUCUCUCUUUUCUUUCUCUUUCUCUCUCUUUGAUCCCUCCCCCCUCCACCAGGUCCCCCCCCCCCCUUUUUCCACAAACCCUAACUCGACUUCAAACUCUACCCAGCGUCGACUUCAAUCAAAUUGAUCAAACAAAAGAUAAAAAAUAUGAAGAAGUGAACUGAGGCAACCAUCUAUUCCCAACCCGGAUAUAAUGGUUUGUAUUGUGUGAAAUUUCCUUAUUGUUGUCAAUAAAACGAAUUAUGUUCUGAUAAUUAAACCGAUUGGAUUGUU